CCACUUAGGAACUUUCUUCACGGUCUUUCCCAGAGCGGAAUCCAGUGGAUAUUCAGUUUAGAAACCUAAAAGGGGUGGUGCCUCUCCUUUGACUCUAGCAAAGGGACACCAGAAAACCAAACACUUUCAAAGGACUGAGCUUGGCGUCUUCUGACAACAGUCCACCGACGGCCUUCUGCAGGCAACCUUAGGUUCCCCCGGACUUGGAGCAGAAUGCUGGGGGAGUCGGUGCUGCCUCAACCUCCCUCAGGGUGGCACCGGGAAGAGUAGGUUAAAUGCGUAAGAGGAGGCACUCUCGCUCUCCUCCGAAGCCGCCGACGAACUGGCCUAAAAUAAAAAGGUCUCUGUCUGCAAUCCCCGUUUGCUCGCCCGGUAAUCCACCCCCCCGCCCCCAGCCCGCGCGCCGACCCGUACAGCUGUUUUUAAUCCCUACUUUUCUCACUUGGCGUCCGGGCUGGGGCUGACCAGACGCGGAGCCACUUAGUGUUUCCUCCUCCCCCAGCCGGGGUCUGUCCUGCCUCCGCCGUCUCCUCUUUCUCCGCCUGCAUCCCCCGGGGGGCAGAGUGUGGGAAGAACGAAUUUCCGCCGGGUUUGCUUGCUCCUCGCCGACAUGGGUCCCUUCCGGACGCAGCCUGCACGGCCUCCAGGCUGCCCACUCCGGCUGCGCUCCGACUCCCCCCGGACCGCGAACGAGCAGGCGCCGGAGACGCGGGCCUAGUGGCCGGUGCUCUGCAGCCAAGCCGCACCCCAGCAGCUCUUGGAAGGGAUCCCGCCUGCAGUGGGGGAAUCCGCUUGGCGGGGAGAAUCCGCGCCAGGGAAUCCAGCUCUCCGGACUCGAGCGCAAACAAAAAGCACCAACUCUUGCUGGUUCCUCCCGCCCCCGACGCGCAGCCGAAGAAACACUUUUCUGCAGAAAUGCAACAAGUAGCACCCGGGGCUCUUCGAGCGCCCAGCGCCUCCUGAUUUGGCUCCGCGAAGCCCGCCUGCGGAGACCCGGGCCAGCCACCCGGACAAAGGGCGGAGGAAGGGCUGGACUGAGCAGCAGAGAAGUCCGAAAGAGGCCUUUUAGCGACUCUGGCCCGGCCGAGGGGAAUGCAGAGGAGACACAGAGCCGGCCGGCCCAGAGGACGAUCCGGCCGCAGAGCGCUGGACGGGCGGCGAUGGAGGGUGUCGGCGCCGUGCGCUUCUGGCUCAUGGUGUGCGGCUGCCUGGCGUUCCCGCCGCGGGCAGAGUCCGUGUGCCCCGAGCGCUGCGACUGCCAGCACCCCCAGCACCUCCUGUGCACCAACAGGGGGCUCCGUGCGGUGCCCAAGACCAGCUCACUGCCUAGUCCCCAGGACGUGCUCACCUAUAGCUUAGGCGGCAACUUCAUCACCAACAUCACCGCCUUCGACUUCCACCGCCUGGGGCAGCUCAGACGGCUAGACCUGCAGUACAACCAGAUCUGCUCUCUCCACCCCAAGACCUUCGAGAAGCUCUCGCGCCUGGAGGAACUGUACCUGGGGAACAACCUCUUACAGGCGUUCGCUCCUGGCACGUUGGCUCCGCUGCGCAAGUUGCGCAUCCUCUACGCCAACGGUAACGAGAUUGGCCGCCUUAGCCGUGGCUCCUUCGAGGGCCUGGAGAGUCUAGUCAAGCUACGACUGGACGGGAACUCUCUAGGGGCACUACCGGAUGCAGUCUUCGCUCCCCUGGGCAACCUGCUCUACCUACACCUGGAGUCUAACCGGAUCCGCUUUUUGGGCAAGAAUGCCUUCACCCAGCUGGGCAAGCUUCGAUUCCUCAACCUCUCUGCCAACGAGCUGCAGCCCUCCCUGCGCCAUGCAGCCACCUUCGUCCCUCUGCGUUCCCUCUCCACUCUCAUCCUCUCCUCCAACAACCUGCAGCACCUCGGCCCCCGCGUCUUCCAGCACCUGCCACGCCUGGGCCUGCUCUCCCUCAGCGGCAACCAGCUCACACAGCUCGCGCCAGAGGCCUUUUGGGGCCUGGAGGCCCUGCGCGAGCUGCACCUGGAAGGCAACCGGCUGAGCCAGCUUCCCCUGGCCCUGCUGGAGCCCCUGCACAGUUUGGAGGCCUUAGAUCUGAGCGGCAAUGAGCUGUCUGCUCUGCACCCUGCCACCUUUGGCCACCAGGGCCGGCUACGUGAGCUCAGCCUACGCGACAACGCGCUCAGAGCCCUUUCUGGAGACAUCUUCGCCGCCAGCCCGGCUCUCUACCGCCUAGAUCUAGAUGGCAAUGGUUGGACCUGCGACUGCCGGUUGCGGGGUCUGAAGCGCUGGAUGGGCGACUGGCAUUCUCAGGGCCGUCUUCUUACCGUCUUCGUGCAGUGUCGCCACCCCCCGGCCCUGCGGGGCAAGUACCUGGAUUACCUGGAUGACCAGCUGCUGCAGAAUGGGUCUUGCGUGGAUCCCUCACCUUCCCCUACAGCAGGCAGUAGGCAGUGGCCUCUAUCCACAGCCACAGGGGAGAGGAUGACGCCCCCUACAGGGGGUCUCGCGCAGGAGCUGCCGCCGCAACCCCAGCCCCAGCAGAGAGGGAGACUUCUACCAGGAGUGGCCUGGAGCGGGGCUGCCAAGGAGCUCGUAGGCAACCGAAGCUCAGUAAGACUGAGCCGGCGGGGUCCAGGCCUGCAGCAUCAGGGCCCCUCUACCGCUGCUGCUUCGGGUCCUGUCCCACAGUCCAUGGACCUGCACGAGAAGUCUGAGCGAGGAGGUCCCACCCGUGCCAAUCUUGCCCAGGCAGAGCCCACCCCGACGGCUGAGCCCGCCUCUGGGACACCAUCUGCCAGAGACAGCUGGCAGCGCGCAGCGAAGCAGCGCCUGGCCUCGGAGCAGCAAGAGCGAGAAGUCCUGUCCGAUGGUGGGGUCGGCUUGCCACCGCUGGUAUCUGACCCCUGUGACUUCAACAAAUUCAUUCUGUGCAACCUGACAGUGGAGGCAGUGAGCGCCAACAGCGCCUCGGUGCGCUGGGCGGUUCGCGAGCACCGCAGUCCCCGGCCGCAGGGCGGCGCACGCUUCCGCCUGCUCUUCGACCGCUUUGGCCAGCAGCCCAAGUUCCAGCGCUUCGUCUACCUGCCCGAGCGCAGCGACUCGGCCACACUGCACGAGCUGCGCGGAGACACUCCUUACCUAGUGUGCGUGGAGGGCGUGCUCGGGGGCAGAGUUUGCCCCGUGGCCCCCAGGGACCACUGUGCGGGGUUGGUAACCCUGCCGGAGGCACGAGGUCGAGGCGGCGUCGACUACCAGCUCCUGACCUUGGUCUUGCUGGCUGUCAACGCACUGCUGGUGCUCCUGGCUCUGGGGGCCUGGGGAUCGCGGUGGCUGCGAAGGAAGCUACGUGCCAGGCGGAAGGGAGGGGGCCCGGUCCACGUUCGCCACAUGUACUCCACCCGACGGCCACUGCGGUCCAUGGGCACUGGUGUGUCCGCGGACUUCUCGGGCUUCCAGUCUCACCGGCCCCGCACCACCGUGUGCGCGCUCAGCGAGGCGGACCUCAUUGAGUUUCCCUGCGACCGCUUCAUGGACAGCACAGGAGGUGGGGCCGGGGGCAGCUUGAGGCGAGAGGACCACCUCUUGCAAAGGUUUGCUGACUAGGUUUAGUGCCUCGAUGGAUGUGGAAACCAUCUCGCUGGCCUUGAGGAGCCUCCCUCUGUGGCCCCAUGUCAUCUCAGAGGAAGACCUUGUUUUAUUACACCUCUUCUUUCUCUUUUUUUGUGCAUUUGCUGAAGCCAAGUGGUACUGAAAGUGAAUCUGGACGCCACCCUUCACGUCCCAGUACUCACAAAGCAAAUGGAUGGGCUUUGGUUGUCAAACCCAAGAGCAGGGACCAAUGGAUGAUGGGGUAAAGGUGGGAAGCCUUGGCACACCUUGGGCAUGGCUCCUGUGGCAGGGCAGGGUUCCUGUGGCGAGGCACGGCUCCUGUGGCAUUGCAGCACAGUAACCUGACCAACCUUGAGCUACAAAGGGUGCUUUAUGCUUGCACCAUGACCAGAGGACUCCUGUUUGUACUUUGGUUUGCUCUAUGGCAGGGUUCUGUUCCCAGUUAAGGAAAGGGGAACUUACCACCAUCACAAAGGGGGUCCGGCAACUGACCCCACCAAUCUGGUGGUCUCUGCCAGGAUGGGCAGGGUAAAUAAAUAGGUGCCAUACUCAUCCAGGAAGCCUUUUCUGUUGGCUGGUAGAGCUCCCUGGAAGCCUUAAGGUUUAAACAAUCAGAUGCUAUCUUUUCCAACAAGAUGAGGAACAUUUAAUAAACUGACCAGUAAACUCAACAACUCUUGAUUGGACAGGAUCCCGUCUACUGUUUAUCCUGUGCAGGAUGUGACCUUUUGCUGACCUUUGGUUAACUGAGAUUGUUCUCAAGAGGAAGCUGCAUGCGAUACUUCUCCACCAGGCUUGCUCCUGUGGUUUUAAUUUUAUUUUUAAAAUCUAUAUAUGGAAAAAGUGAAUGCCAGAUUUGAUUAAAAUAAUGCAACAUGUAGGAAACCCAUGGCCCCCUAGGGCAUGCCAGCCCUCCAGCUCACUUACCACAUUCUGAUAGCAUGUCUAGAUGGGUGCAAAUGUGACCUACUUCUCAUUACAUUUCAUCGAUGUCCCGCCCUUCCUGACAGCACCUAUUUCUGACUUGCACGGUUAGGCGAUAAGCAUAAGGUAAUUGUCAGGCUGGGGACUGGGUUCCGUGGUGGCCCUUGUUUGUGAAGCUCUGAGUGCAUCCCACUACCACAAAACAGAGCAAGGGGGGAUGAUCUAUUAGUAGUGUAGUCUCUGACCACAUUAUAAUAGAAGAUAAGAAGGACUUGUGGGAAACAAAUGUGAAAACAAAACACAGUAGUAUCUGCUUCUACUAAACCCAGAAGAUCAUGAGUACUUAACCCUCACUGUGAAAUAAUUAUAUAUUUUACAAAUUAAUUCCUUCAGUAGCCAGUGUUUUACUGUGUUAUUAAAUCUCACCUUUUAGUAGUAGUUGCAACAUUUCUUUUUUAUUAUUAUUAUUUUUUAAAUUUAUUAGUAUUUGGUUAGUUGUGCUUUUAGCUAUUUGGCAUACUUUUCCUCCCUAAUAUUUAUGAAGUCUGUGUUUGUAUUAAAUGUAGUGGUUGGGUUCACAUUAAUAAUUCAUGUGUGGUCCAAGUGCACUCACUAAGAGGGUGUACACUGUGGUUACAGUCACCGUAGUUAUGGAUUUAUUAGCCGUGGGGUACUAUGCAGGUCAGCCAGUUCAAGGUGCUAUGGCUAACAGUGACUCUUCUGUUUCAGGCCUCGGGCCCCUGAGGGUCCCAAUGACUCAGGGAAUCCAUCACAGUCCAGGGCCCUUCAACCCAAUCACUCUAUGUUUGACCUACAUGAGCCGGGCCUGCCUUGUCCCAGCAGCUGAGGACCCAGGGUCUAAAUGAGCUGGUCUUUGUUUAUGUCCGGAUGAGUAAAUGUCCAGACCACUGAAGCCACAGCUGCUUUGCUGGCAGCCUUAUCUGCAGGGCCCAAACCUAAUAAACCCCAGGAAAUGGACUGUCAUCCUGUAUUUGCUGCCAGGUCUUGUUUGAGAUUCCGAGCGUAUGGUACGUGGGCGGUGGGAGGCGGAGCCCGCUCGCUUUUAUUUUCAACCUGCAGGCCCUCUGGCACCUUCUGUAAAACUCACAAUUUCUCAUGCACAGCACAGUUGCAUCUCUUAGCUGAUUCUUUUACACAGUGUAAAACCGGGGCCCAUUGAAAGUCUAGAAAAAAAACCCCACUGAUUGUAUCUACCACCUGCCUUUUUCAACGGUCGAAUAUCACCAAAAAAUGGUUACAGCCUGGACUUAAAGCAGUUUCACUGAAAAGUCUUUCAGUGAGAAAUGAAUAAAUGUUAUACAUUGUUAUGUUCAGUUAUGUCAAUAAACCCACUAAUAGAGAUGUCUGGUUGGAACUUCCAAA
Peromyscus maniculatus bairdii (prairie deer mouse) is the source of this 5906-nucleotide messenger RNA. It is a transcript of the gene Tril, whose product is annotated as TLR4 interactor with leucine rich repeats. Gene Ontology annotation, cellular component: plasma membrane. The record is from RefSeq and is a predicted model, not a curated record. Lineage: Eukaryota; Metazoa; Chordata; Mammalia; Rodentia; Cricetidae. Gene Ontology annotation, molecular function: protein binding.